CACAUAACACACCACUGCACACGCCCCACUCAGCAACAACCAUCCGUCUCAUUCUUCCUCAUCUUUGCCCCAGCCAGCCCUAGCAACCUAAGCUACAAGCUGAACAGUAAGUUAGUGCCAAUAAUUUCCAUACUGUUUCUGGCGUGAUUACUAUCAGAGGCUGCAGAGCACAAGCUAGCGCACCAGCCAAGAAACCAAAGCAAAGCAGGGAGCGAGCUGAAGCUCACCAUGGGGGUGGAGAGCAUGAGUCCCACCCCCACGGCGGUGGACUCCUCCUCUUCAAGCUCCUCCGGAGCGUCCACGGCCACCACGGAGUCCGGCGCGGCGCAGCUGCCGGCUGCUUUGGUGCUGGGCGCCGCGGCCGUGGAGGUCUCGCCGGCGGACGAGGCCGUGACAUCGCAGCCGUCGGCGGCGGGGCAGGGGUCGUCGCGGUACAAGGGCGUCGUGCCGCAGCCCAACGGGCGCUGGGGCGCGCAGAUCUACGAGCGCCACGCGCGGGUGUGGCUCGGCACGUUCCCCGACGAGGAGGCCGCCGCGCGCGCCUACGACGUCGCCGCGCUCCGCUACCGCGGACGCGAGGCAGCGACCAACUUCCCAGGCGCCGGAGCGUCGGCCCCCGAGCUCGCCUUCCUGGCGGUGCACUCCAAGGCAGAGAUCGUCGACAUGCUCCGGAAGCACACCUACGCCGACGAGCUCCGCCAGGGCCUGCGCCGCGGCCGGGGCAUGGGCGCGCGCGCGCGGCCCACACCGGCGUGGGCGCGUGCGCCGCUGUUCGAGAAGGCCGUCACGCCAAGCGACGUCGGCAAGCUCAACCGCCUCGUCGUGCCCAAGCAGCACGCCGAGAAGCACUUCCCACUGAAGCGCUCGCCGGAGGAGGCCACCGGCAAGGGCGUGCUCCUCAAUUUCGAGGACGGCGAGGGCAAGGUAUGGCGGUUCCGGUACUCGUACUGGAACAGCAGCCAGAGCUACGUGCUCACCAAGGGAUGGAGCCGCUUCGUCCGCGAGAAGGGCCUCAGCGCCGGGGACACCAUCGUAUUCUCGCACUCGACGUACGGCCCGGAGAAGCAGCUCUUCAUCGACUGCAAGAAGAACAAGACGGCUGCCACCGACGCGGCGCCGGCACCGGCGGAUACACCAAAGGAGGCCCGUGUCGUUAGGCUGUUCGGCGUCAACAUCGCCCGAGACGGAUGCCAGAAGAGAGCGCGGCCGGUGGAGAUGGCGUUUGAGCAAGAACAGGAGUUCUUGAAGAAGCAAUGUGUGGCUCAUCACCGCUCUCCUGCCUUAGGUGCCUUCUUGUUAUAGCAGCCAUCAUAUAUAUGCAUAGUGUUAUAGUUUUCCCCCUUUAAUUGUUCUUAUCACCUGUUUGAUCGCGAAUUCAGUUACUAGCGUUUGUUCUUCGUUUUUGCAAAGAACUUGUCAAAUCAGAUUGCAAAACGAGUUGUAAUAUGUACACCAUUAGGAAGUCUUGAGAUGUUAGUCAUGCAAGUUUGUGAGUCAUCUGGUACGUCAAUAAGUUUGAUUCUGAUAGAGAUUUCAGA
Molecule: messenger RNA, 1538 nt
Organism: Phragmites australis (common reed)
Lineage: Eukaryota; Viridiplantae; Streptophyta; Magnoliopsida; Poales; Poaceae
Product: AP2/ERF and B3 domain-containing protein Os01g0141000-like
Exons: 1
Coding region: 229-1302 (357 amino acids)
Biological process (GO): regulation of DNA-templated transcription
Molecular function (GO): DNA-binding transcription factor activity; DNA binding
Source: RefSeq, a predicted model, not a curated record